Molecule: messenger RNA, 673 nt
Organism: Gaeumannomyces tritici R3-111a-1
Lineage: Eukaryota; Fungi; Ascomycota; Sordariomycetes; Magnaporthales; Magnaporthaceae
Exons: 1
Coding region: 1-579 (192 amino acids)
Source: RefSeq, a predicted model, not a curated record
AUGUUCAACCCCAUCACGUUCGGCCUUUUCGGCGUCGUGAUCAUCUCAUAUUUGCUAUUCAGCUUCCUCUCUGUCGACUCAAACCAAGGUCCUCCCCGCGGAUCCAGCCAAGAUGGCCGCCGCGACAAACCAGAAAUCCCGAAAGUCGCCGCCGGCGAAAAGAUCUUCGUGGCGGCGCUAUGCGAAACGUUCUACGACCAGGUCGACUACCUAGGCCGUCACCAGAGGCCUUAUCCGACCUUCUAUCAGUUCAUCGAAUUUCCCGACGACCUGGCCAACAAGCCCAAGGCCAGGUAUGAAGAGGAAGUCGUCAAAUUCCUGAGCGCGGUGAUGCACGAGAACGACCUGGUGCAUGACUUGAGCUUCGACGCCUGGCUUAGGGGACCAAAGAAGAUGCCGAUUGGGGCCAAGGGGCGCCUCCAGUGCAGGAUGGCCGCGCACCUCAUCUACACCAGAGCGCGCGGACUGUACCACGACUACUUUCUCAGCCCGGGGAAGAACGAGCUUAGGAGCAGGUACUACAUUGAGGGGAUUUGUGAUCAGGUCGCAGUGUCCAGCAGGUACCCCAAGGAGGACUAGGUAGCAAGGGUAAAGCUCUUGCGGCGUUCUCGUCCGGCCAGCGAACGGUUCGGGUUGUACGGUUGGAGGGGGAGGAGGAGGAGGAGGAGGAGGA